GUUAUUUUCACUUGGUAGCAUGCCCUAACCUCUCAAUCCAGUUGUUGAACUUCCCUCAUCGCAUGGAUCCCCAAAACCAUAAGCCUCUCAAAGUCCACCUAGUUUCCUCCACCGAUUCGUCCGAGUUCACUCUCCUGAGUCAGGCCUUGACUCGGACAUCACUCGUUGGUCUCGACGCCGAGUGGAAACCCGUCCGAACUCAUCAAACGUCGUUCCCCACAGUUUCGCUCCUCCAAAUCGCGUGCCAACUCGGCGGCGACUCGGAAGAAGACUCGGCGGUUUUUCUGCUGGACUUGUUCUCCCUUCCUCUGUCUUCGCUAUGGGAACCGCUGCGAGAAAUGCUCGUGUCUCCCGAUAUCCUGAAACUCGGAUUCAGGUUCAAGCAGGAUUUGAUAUACUUGUCUUCCACUUUCUGUUCCCAGGGCUGCGAUCCCGGUUUCGACAAGGUUGAGCCGUAUUUGGAUAUCACGAGUGUGUACAAUCAUCUGCAGCUCAAGAAACACGGAAGGAAUGCGUCGAAGCAAAGUAAGAGUUUGUCAACUAUAUGUGGAGAAGUGUUGGGGUUUUCACUCUCAAAGGAACUCCAAUGUAGUGAUUGGUCAUGUCGUCCUCUUACAGAAGAGCAGAUAACAUAUGCAGCUAUGGAUGCUCAUUGCUUGCUUGAAAUAUUUAAGGUCUUCCGGAAUUUUUGGUCAAUUCAUUUUGUUGAAUUCCUCAUUGUAGGAGAUUUGGUUCUCAAGACAACUGAACUGUCUCAUAAUAAUGCAAAUCUUGGGUUGAAAGAGCUUUUCCAGAAGCAUGAUAUGAGUGAUAAAGUCUUAAGAACACAAUUUUGUGCUGCUUCAGCAAUUGUCCAAGCUGCUAGUUGUUCUGAUGUUGCUCAGGUGAUACUUUCAGCAUGCGGAACGAUCCAAAAAUCAUGUAGGGUUACGUUGCCAAUGGAAGAAUUUUUGUUGAAUGUUGUGAAAAAAUAUGGUGAUAGGAUUUCGCUAAAGGAGUCAGACAGAAAGACCAAGACCCCAAAAAAGAAAGGGAAAAAGCAUCCACCAAUUAAUGGGAUUUGCAAAGAAAAUCAUUUAGAGAAGUUUGAUGAGUGGCAAGGGAGCUCACCUUGGGAUCCAUCAGUGGGGGGAGAUGGACAUCCAAAGUUCCUUUGUGAUGUAAUGGUUGAAGGCUUGGCAAAACAUUUACGGUGUGUUGGGAUAGAUGCUGCAAUUCCUUACUCAAAGAAGACUGAACCAAGGAAGUUGAUAGAGCAAGCACAAAAAGAGAAAAGAGUGCUUUUGACACGGGAUGCAAAGUUGCUAAAACAUCAGUAUCUAACAAAAAACCAAAUAUAUAGAGUGAAGAGUCUUCUAAAAAAUGAACAGCUACUUGAGGUUAUUGAAACUUUUCAGCUAAAAAUUAGUGAGGAUCAGCUAAUGUCAAGGUGCACAAAAUGCAAUGGAAGAUUUAUUCAAAAGCCACUGACAACUGAAGAGGCUAUUGAAGCUGCAAAGGGUUUUCAAAGAAUUCCAAAUUGCUUAUUUGACAAGAAUUUAGAGUUUUGGCAGUGCAUGGACUGUCACCAACUAUAUUGGGAGGGUACUCAAUACCAUAACGCAGUACAGAAGUUCAUUGACGUUUGCAAGUUGAGUGACUAAUUUAAGCUUAGAUGCGGAUGUGCUUUCAAUUGAUGGUUCCAUCAAAUAACUUAUAAUCGCUUUUGCUUGAAUAUAUUUGUUUCAAUGCAAUCUUUUCAUGCGAUGUACAUAAUAUUUUAUAGAGUAAACACCUUUUUUAGUCCCUGUCAAUAUUUACGAAGUCUUUUUUAGUCCCUGGCAAUAAAAAAGGACCAAAUUGGUCCCUGAAAUUACAAAAAAAAGGCCAUAUUAGUCCUUAUGUCAACUCUCAAAUAUGUAGAGUGGUCCUUUUUUUGUACUUUCAGGGACCAAUUUGGUCCUUUUUUAUUGCCAGGGACUGAAAAGGACUUCGUAGAUAUUGUCAGGGACUAAAAAUGGUAUUUACUCUAUUUUAUACAUCAAGUUGGUUAUGGCGGCAUAUCUCCAUCUCGUGGCUGGGAAUUCUACAUUAGCAUAGGGCUCUAUGACAAAGCUGGAAAUCUUAAAAAAUGCUAUUGAGAUUGCACACACACUGUAGAGUUGAAAAUAUUUGUCUGAAUCAUAAAAUGUCAUUUUAAUGCAAUUGUGCUGACUUGUUCUCAAUAUUUUCAUGAAUAACUGAUUCCUUGAAAGCUCAGUGGAUAGAUUGUUAACCUGCUCCAAUUUUUGGUGCUACUGUUGCACCAAGAUUCAGUGCAUCUCACCAAUGAGAGCAUUACACAUCAUAAGAGAGAGAAAAAAUUUGGCAGAGAAAAAAAACUUUAGCUGAAAUGUAAUAUUUCUAUUGAUGGGAUGUACUGAAUCUUUGGUGCAAUAGUAGCACCAAAGAUUUAUUCCUUGACUGUGGGGUUGUGCAAUUUUUUUAUAGUGUACCUUUUUUCUUUGAGUAUGCCUGGGAGUGGGGUUCAAACUGCUAAUGUAUCUUUUGGGUACAAAUUUUUUCUAUUUUCUCAUAUACCUUUAGUAAGGAUACGAGAAGCAGUUGUAUAUAGUUAAUAACACAAAGAUUGUGUUAUUUGUAUGCUUUACGAGGUUCCCUUUUUAUUUUAUGGAAAAUAAAAC
Molecule: messenger RNA, 2663 nt
Organism: Gastrolobium bilobum
Lineage: Eukaryota; Viridiplantae; Streptophyta; Magnoliopsida; Fabales; Fabaceae
Exons: 8
Coding region: 63-1643 (526 amino acids)
Biological process (GO): nucleobase-containing compound metabolic process
Molecular function (GO): 3'-5' exonuclease activity; nucleic acid binding
Source: RefSeq, a predicted model, not a curated record